GAAAACAAUUAUCAAAAACCUUCUCAACGACACACUUUCUUUUGUAAUUUAUCUGGUUACUUUUCUGAUACCCAAUUCAAUUCAUUUUCGUACAUAGAAUCUACGCAGCCUCAAAUCCGAUUCUUCGAUAUCGUCGAAUAUUUGCUAUCAGUCUGCAACAAAAAGCAACAAUCGCAUACAAUCAAAACCCCUCUAUCUCCUUUCUUUCAAAAUGGAUCAAAGAGAACUUACCUCGAGGGUUUCGGCUCUUCAGAAGGCGAUCAAUGACAAAGAGCCGGCAGCGAACGUCAUUACGAUUAUGGAAACUCUGAAGAGAGAUGUAAAUGCCACGGAAGAACUUCUUAGGGCAACCAAGGCAGGAAUGGUAGUAGCCAAACAACGAGGAAACGCGAAUAAAGAGAUUGCCAAGCUUGCCACUGAAAUCGUCACCAAGUGGAAAAAAACAGUCGAAGUUGAAAAAGAAAAGCGCAAAGCAAAGCAAAUGGCAUCCGGAUCUUCUCCCGCAGUUCGCAGCAACGGUACUUCCUCUCCUGCGCCCGCACCUAGCGCCCCAGUCACGAAAGCCUUCAAGGGCGAUUCUUCAAAGCGAAGAUGGGAAACUGAUAAAGUCGAUACUAAGCGUACGGGCCUUCCAACACGCGAUGCUUGUAUUGGAUUAAUGUAUAAUGGUCUUGCUUUCAAAUGCGAAGAACCUCCCACCCAUGUCAUUAUCAAGGCUAUGGCUGUUGAACAAGCUGCGUUUGAUCAUUUUGGAGGUGAGACGAAGGAAUACAAAGAGAAGCUUCGUUCCCUCUUUCAAAAUCUCAAACAAGUAUCCAAUACGCAGUUGCGCAAGAGAGUCAUGUCGGGAGAUAUUGACCCAGCUCGUUUUGUUGUCAUGACGCAUGAGGAAUUAAAGUCAGAGGAGAUGAAGAAGAAGGACGACGCGUUAGAGUUGGAGAACAUGAAGAAGGCUCAGGUACCAAUGGCGGAGAAGAGUAUUAGUGAUGCUUUAACAUGCGGAAAAUGUGGUCAGAAGAAAGUCAGUUAUUCGCAAGCACAGACUCGCAGUGCUGAUGAACCUAUGACGACUUUCUGCGAAUGUCAAGUUUGUGGACAUCGCUGGAAGUUCUCUUGAACGAUGAAUACUCGGCAAAAAUUCUCUUCUCAGUUCGGUUUUAUUAUGGAUGGUUUAGGGGCAAAGGAGUGCAUAGGUGAAAUUUUUUGUUUUCAGGGUGGUUUUCAAGCAUGGAGUUUACUCGAAAUACCUCCCGCAGGUCUCCCUAGAUUGCGGUUAUGUUAUUUUCGAUGAAAGUUCACAUAUCGCAUUUGAGUAAAUGAAGAUCGAUGGAUGUCUAGCAUGUGACACACACAGAGCUUUCGGUAGUAACAUCAACUAAAUCGAUACGAGAGAAAUUUAAGUUCAUUUUCUACA
This is a messenger RNA of Botrytis cinerea B05.10, 1414 nucleotides long. It is a transcript of the gene Bcdst1, whose product is annotated as Bcdst1. The transcript has 3 exons. Bases 212 to 1117 code for a protein of 301 amino acids. The record is from RefSeq and is a predicted model, not a curated record. Lineage: Eukaryota; Fungi; Ascomycota; Leotiomycetes; Helotiales; Sclerotiniaceae. Gene Ontology annotation, molecular function: zinc ion binding; RNA polymerase II transcription regulatory region sequence-specific DNA binding. Gene Ontology annotation, cellular component: nucleus. Gene Ontology annotation, biological process: regulation of mRNA 3'-end processing; DNA-templated transcription; transcription antitermination.